CACUGUUAGGCAGCACUGAUAGGCAGCACUGAUGCACACUGAUAGGCGGCACUGACUGGCAUUGAUAGGUGGCACUAACUGACACUGAUGGGUGACACUGAAAGGCAGCUCAGAUGGGCACUGAUAUAUGGCAUUGAUGUGCACUGGUAGGCACUGAAAUGUGGCAUUGAUGUGGCACUGAUGGGCACUGGCAGGUGGCAUUGCUGGGGCUACACAGAUCAUCAGGGCACACUGAUCAUCAGUGCCAUGAUGAUCACUGUCAGCGUGACAGCUUGUGAGGAGAGAAAUGCCAAUAAAUGGCAUUUCCCUAUUUACAUGCAAUUAGCUGUGAUUGGA
Messenger RNA from Staurois parvus, 336 nucleotides. NCBI's taxonomy places the organism in Eukaryota, Metazoa, Chordata, Amphibia, Anura, Ranidae. The record is from the annotation of a GenBank genome assembly.